GAGACAUCGUUCGCGUUACAGACGGACCACCCGAUAGGCACUUUCAGUCGUUCCUAUUGAUUUUCCCGUGGAGGCGCACGCGCUACUCCGUCCCCGAUUGCGACAAGGGGGGUGCGGCUGUAAUCAUGGAUCCCAGUAUACUCGCCACCAUGGACAAGGACGCACUGAAGAAGCAGAUCGAGAACAUGAAGUACCAGGCGUCCAUGGAACGGUGGCCCCUGUCGAAGAGCAUCGCGGCAAUGCGAGAGUACGUGGAAGAGAACGAGAAGAAUGACCCGCUGAUACACGCGCCCGACAAGAAGAACAAUCCCUGGGCCGAGAAAGGCAAGUGCAUAAUCAUGUAAUCGGGGCCAACAGCGGAGGAAGAGCAGCAGAAGAGGAAGGAAGCGUGCGUAUGGAAACCGAGCGAGAGAGAUAGAGGAGGAGCCGAUCGUUCAUCCGCGGCGAAGAAGAAUCUCAGGCAGAGAUCAGAGAGAAAAGAAGGUGGAGCUGCAGAAAGAGAGGAAGAAAUGCCCGGUAGACAUCCGCUGCGGCUCGAUCGCGGAUCUAUUAUUCGAUCGUCGACUCUGAAUGACCUGAAGAACCUGGUCUACGAAUCGAUCGAUCGAAAAUCGAGCUUCAGCGAAUCGUUCACCAGAUCGUUCGGUUAUUAUUCCUUCAAGACUGCUUUUCCAUCGCGCGGCGUGCGACUCCGAUUCUCGCCGAUUCUCGAUUCGUCAUCGCCCGAUUGUUAUUUGGAAACAUAUUUCGCGGCAUCUCCGUCUGUGCAUCGAUCGAUACGUGGACACAGACGAGAAAUACGAAAAAUAGAAAGAAAGAAGAAAAGAAAAUCGAAGAAAUUUGAUCGUUAUUAUGUUCGCGUGAAGAGGAAUGAAGAGGCGAGAAAUGAAGGGAGCAAAAAGGAAGAAGAGGAAAUCGGAAAAUCUGUUGGAGGUGAAAUAUGUACCUACGUCUGGCGGAAGCUGUCGUCCGAAUCGAUCGACGUCGAAUCAAUCGCCGCAUGCCAUGUGACGUCACGUUGCACAUCUCACUCGCCGAUGCACUUACCGUGUAAAACUCUCCCCAUUCACUGACGAUCUUUACCAUAAAUGCAAAUUUCUCUAAUGUUACAUAUACAUACAUAUAUAUAUAUAUACUAUACAUGACACAUACAGUUAUUAUUACUAUGAUAAUUAUAAAUUUAAAAAAACUCUUGUACAUGUAUCUCUGCGCGAAUUUCUUACCAAAAAUAUAAUAUGACCAGCGACUGAAAUUCAAA
Molecule: messenger RNA, 1258 nt
Organism: Nylanderia fulva
Lineage: Eukaryota; Metazoa; Arthropoda; Insecta; Hymenoptera; Formicidae
Gene: Ggamma30A
Product: guanine nucleotide-binding protein subunit gamma-e
Biological process (GO): phospholipase C-activating G protein-coupled receptor signaling pathway; sensory perception of taste
Cellular component (GO): heterotrimeric G-protein complex
Molecular function (GO): G-protein beta-subunit binding
Source: RefSeq, a predicted model, not a curated record